Messenger RNA from Castor canadensis (American beaver), 1363 nucleotides. The record is from RefSeq and is a predicted model, not a curated record. Lineage: Eukaryota; Metazoa; Chordata; Mammalia; Rodentia; Castoridae.
AUGGCUUCACAGAGUCAGUAUCUGUCUGGGAGCCAUUCCUUAGGUACAACUGCAAUGCCAGGUUCCCUCCUGUGCAUCCAGCAGGGAUCCGUGGUCCAAUCGGAGGCAGCUAAGAGUAAACAGAUUCAAACAUCAGAUGUCAUGAGGCCCGGAGGUGGAGCCGCGGCAGCCGCAGCCACAGCGAUGCCCGGCGGGGCCUGGGCGCUGGCGACCGCGCUGAUGCUGCUGGCCCCGGCCGGGGGGCGGCCAGGUAGGUGGCGGCGGACGGGACCAACGUCUCGGAUGCCCGCGGGGCUCCUGGCAUCCUCACCGCUGCACCUGAGCUUGGUCCCCAGCCCUUGGGUCUGUCGGACGCGGUCUCGGGGAGGCGGUCACUUCACAGCCCGGUGCCCCUCGGCUCAGGAGUGCUCUCCUGGUGGCCACCAGUUUCUACGGAGUCCUUAUAGAAGUGUCCAUUUUGACUCAAGGCACCUCCAGCAGUCGGCUGCUCAAGACCUGAUAUGUGACCAUUCCCUGUCCCCUGGAUGGUACCGAUUUGUCAUCUUUGACAGACCUGCUGAGAUGCCAACCCAAUGUGUUGAGAUGAACCACUGUGGAACUCAGGCCCCAGUCUGGCUAUCUCUGAGAGAUUCAGAAACACUGCCUCCUCCUGGAGAGAUGAAGCAACUGACAGCCUGUGUCACAUGGCAGUUUUUGUUUAGCACUAAGAAAGAUUGCUGCCUCUUUCAAAUCCCAGUGGCAGUAAGCAACUGUGGGGAAUUUUUUGUGUACUUACUACAACCCACCCAAGGAUGUAUGGGCUACUGUGCAGAAGCUGUUUCUGAUGCAAAAUUACAACCAUGUGGCCCUGAAGAGACAGAAAUUGGAGGUGUCUGUGUUGGUCAGCUGCUGGCCUUAUUGCCACCUCCACCUCCAGGAAGGCCAGAGGUUGUGGUGGAGUUGAUUGAGUCCAGGAUUUUCUGUAGGUGUGCUUUUGAUGUUUCCCCUACAAACAACUCAGUGGGAUUUCUCAUAGCUUGGUCUAGGCUUUCUUCUCAAGAAAUCAAAGAGGAGCUGAAACAAGAGACCACAGUUCAGGCAUUCUCUCUUUUAGAACUCGAUGGCAUAAAUCUCAGACUUGGAGAUAGGAUAUUCUGCAGUGUUUCCAUCUUCUUCUUGGAGAAACCAGAUGUACAAAGUUUAGCCACUGAAAGCCAAGAAUUUUUUGCAGGCAUUAAGUUGCAGCCUGAAUUGAGCACUAUAUCAGAAGAUGGGAGAGAGUACCAGCUGAGGAUAGUGAGCACAAUACCUAUCGUUUGUUCUGAAUUUAGCAAGCAUGAUCAAGAAUGUAAAAUCUCAUUAAAAUUGACAACUGUUGAUCAAG